CUUCAUCAAAGGAGGAACCAGGAGUGAAUGGUUUGCAGAUCCGAAGGUGCAAGACUCUGCUUGUAUCCGUGGUGUGUUUUCGGUGUUCCCCAAAAGCAGAGAUCUCCAAAGAGCAGAGACUGUCCCGCUGAGCAGGAAACAUGAACGUGGAAGAGUAUUUCGCGAGAACCAGCUACAAAGGCUCCCUGGAAAAGCUCGAUCUGGAAACGCUGACGGACAUCUUCCAGCACCACAUCCGGGCCGUUCCCUUUGAAAACCUGAGCGUCCACUGCGGGGAGACCAUCACGCUGGACCUGGAGGACGUCUACGAGAAGAUCGUGCGCAAGAGGCGGGGCGGGUGGUGCAUGGAGAACAACCAGCUGCUCCUUUGGGUUCUCCAGACCCUGGGGUUCGACACCACCCCCCUGGGGUCCUAUGUCUACAACCCGCAGCAAGGCAACUACAGGACGGACAUGAGCCACCUCAUCAUGAAGGUUGUGAUCGACGGCACAACGUAUAUUGUUGACGGUGGUUAUGGCUCUACCUACCAAAUGUGGGAGCCGAUGGAGCUGGUGUCCGGCAAAGACCAGCCUCAAACACCGGGGAUCUUUCGCUUCACGGAAGAGAAGGGGACGUGGUACUUGGAGAAAGUCAGGAGGAAGCAACACGUUCCCGAUCCCGACUUCAGCCAUCUUGUAGGGAAGGUGGGACGUAGGGAGAUCUACUAUUUCAACCUGAAGCCGGUUACGAUGGAGGACUUCCAGCCCCAAUGUUUGAACCUCCAAACGUCCCCCAAUUCCCUGUUUACACGCAAGUCCAUCUGCACCCUCCAGACCGCGGUCGGCUUCCGGGCUCUGGUUGGGUGGACCUUCUCAGAGACCACGUACGGCUAUGAGGAGGACACGGACCUGGUGGAGUUCAAGGCCUUGCGGGACGAGGAGGUGGAGCCGACCCUGCGAGAGGAGUUUGGCAUCUCCUUGGAGAGGAAGCUGGUCCCCAUCAACCUCCCCGGGAACUAUGACGUCUAGCCCAUGGCAGCAGGGUUUGCUCUCCGUCAAAGCUCCCAAACUAGAUCAAGGAUAGGAUGAUGGUGCAUUUCAUCUUUGUCUCAGAUAAGGAAGAUUUCAAGCAACUGAAAAUAGACAAACUUGUUCUUCAGAUUUUAUUAAUCCACACUGAUCUGAAUUUGGAAAAGCCAAGAUGGCGUUCUAUGUAAUGGUUUCACCACUGGACAAAUACACCACGAGACAACCACACCAUGAACACCCAUUGGGAGGUCACUCUCUCUCAGCCUCAGAGGGGGCCAAGACAGACAGACCCUCUCUCAAUAAAACACUUGAGGGGCUUGCCUGAGAUCUGAGCCCCAUUCGGGACAUGAAGCGCAUAGAUCAACAGAAAGACCUGAAAACUUGGCUCUUCCCGUGUGCUUUCAACAACUGACCACAAGAAUAACCUCCUCAGCAUUGAUCUCACCUUGGAUUCUCCUCUUUGCUGCAAAACUCUUAUCUCCCUCAUCAGGUUUUAAUCAUGCACGGCCCACUGCACUGCACAGCCUUUUAAUAGGGUAUUGUUGUAUUGUUUUAAUUUGGCGGUUUUACCUACCAUUAUAUUGUUGCUUAAAAUUGUUGGUUUAAUCUGCGUAAUAUUAAAUGCAAAUUAUGUUUGUUUUACUGUGAACGUAUUUUAUCUUGUUUAUUCUGGAAAUUUGGGCCUGGCCCCAUGUUAGCUGCCCCAAGUCCCUGCGGGGAGACGGAGGCAGGGUACAAAAAUAAAGUUGUUGUUGUUAUUA
Anolis carolinensis (green anole) is the source of this 1768-nucleotide messenger RNA. RefSeq names its product arylamine N-acetyltransferase, pineal gland isozyme NAT-10. The transcript is spliced from 2 exons. The coding region runs from base 141 to 1007 and encodes 288 amino acids. Gene Ontology annotation, molecular function: arylamine N-acetyltransferase activity. NCBI's taxonomy places the organism in Eukaryota, Metazoa, Chordata, Lepidosauria, Squamata, Anolidae. The record is from RefSeq and is a predicted model, not a curated record.